AUGCACGAAUCUGACCGAGUGAUACAACAGUUAGGGUGUAUGCAACUUAUUUCGCCGCAAGCUCCAAAGUUCAAUGACCUAUACAAGAUCGAUAUGUGUGGGAGACUUGAUGAAUAUUGGGCAACAUUCCACAAGAAGUAUAUCGAGUUUUGGCAGUACAGGUAUGAUUACUUGCCAAAGCGUGAACCAUUUCUCAUGUCGAAGUUGGCAACAUCUUUGGAUUACAUGGAUUGGUUCAGGCAUCAAAGGAAGCCGUAUCUACUACUGGCUUCAGAAAGGAGUAGUGGGGCUCCACCCGCACCCUGCUCCCAUCUGAGGGGCCCGCCUGCACCAACCGGCUUCGUCAGAUUUUGGGGAUGGGGAUCUGAGGACGGUUUCGGUCGCGGGCCUUCGGCCCGCUCCCUUCACCGCCUCAGCCCCCAUCCUCUUAAAUCAACAGAAUCUCAACAAGCUAUUUGCGGAGAAGAAGUACGUGGAAAUGUUACAAUUCCAUCGCCAUUUGGAAUCCAUAGCCGCUGCUAUUCUCGUUCUUGGUUUAGAGUAAGUUGCAAACAGACCCACAAAGGGGAAAAGCCUUUCAUAAGCAUAAAUGGCAUCGAUCUGGAGCUACUUGUUAACUGUGAUCACAAAGGCGAGGUUGGUAGUUCCACUGUCAAUCGAACAGGCACUCCAUUUUUCUUCUCAAGUGACUACAACUAUUUCGGGUCCGUAGGUUGCGGAAAUUUGGCUACUAUUUUCAGUAAUGAAGCUGAUCCCCUUGGCGGUUGCAUUCAACCAAUAUGUGGCGACGGGGCUUCUGAAUCUGGCUGUUAUAAUAGAAUUUCUGGAAAUUUCACUUCCAAUGUUGUGAACAUGACAGCCAUGUAUCCUACUGGUAAGGAUGACGACAAGAGAUGCGCAUCUGCGUUCAUCUUUAGCAGGCUCUAUUUUCGUGAAGAUUACCCUUUACCCAUUGGCAUCCAUAUUGAAACCACUCAUGUUCCCGCAACGCUCAGCUGGAAUUCAACCUAUUGCGGUGAUGCAGGAUGCGAACUAGGACCAGGACCUAUCAACUUCAGUAGUAAGGACUCUUGUGGGAAUGUUACGUUUCAAUACCCAUUUGAAAUAAUCCACCAACAUUAUCCCAAUGGCUGGUUCAGAGUAAUCUGCAACAAAACCUCCAAUGGGAGGAAAAUGCCAUUCUUAAACAUAAAUGGCAUCAAUCUGGAAAUACUCCACUUCUCAUUUUUGUACGGCAACGUUGUGGUGAACCAUUCCAUAACUUAUUUCAAUUGUCGCCAAAACAAUAACGAUGGGAUGAGUCUCAACCUAACAGGCACCCCCUUUUACUACUCAGAUUUCGACAACGUAUUCUGGUCUUCAGGUUGCGGUAAUUUGGUUACUGUUUUCGACAAUGAAAAAGGUAAUCUUGUAGAAGAGUAAGGAGACUUCCGCUGCUACUGGCUGCCCUAUUAAUAUUCCUCAAGGUCUCUUGCGGAUUUGCUUCCUUGGUAAAAUCAGACUUGUAUUUUGAUUUGACCUUAGAGUCGAAUGAUUUUAAUGUAAAUAAUUGGACGUAUGUUGCAACAUCACUGCAAUGGAGCACACCCAUAUCUGGAUUGUGCCAUUUGAGACAAGGUCUAAACACUACUUGUAGUUCCGAUCGUGAAUAUUGCUGGCAACAAGGAUUUCGGUAUCGGUGGUUUUUCUACGUUUUGCGAAGGAGAGAAUUGCGGGAUUUAUAAUUGGUGCCACAUACUUUGUUUGAAAGCUCCUGGCAACUAUUGUUCCACACACUACUGCCCUCCUGAAUAUGAAUACAAUAGUACCGCAUUUAGGUGCGAGCCCAAAAAAGUUAUUUCCCUACUGCCAACAAAAAACACUCGCAACUUGACAAUCACUAUUAUAGGUUGCGGCACUAGUGUUGGGACAAUGUUUCUGCUACUUGGAACAUGGCGAAUGUACAAAGUAUUCAAAAGAAAAAAGGACACCAUGCUCAAGCAGAAAUACUUUAAAACAACAACAUUUGUCUAGCAAUGG
Gossypium raimondii (Peruvian cotton) is the source of this 2019-nucleotide messenger RNA. RefSeq lists its product as uncharacterized. The transcript has 7 exons. The record is from RefSeq and is a predicted model, not a curated record. Lineage: Eukaryota; Viridiplantae; Streptophyta; Magnoliopsida; Malvales; Malvaceae. The coding region runs from base 1 to 1422 and encodes 473 amino acids.